Messenger RNA from Penicillium diatomitis, 1350 nucleotides. RefSeq names its product carbamoyl-phosphate synthase (glutamine-hydrolyzing) CPA1 (gene cpa1). Gene Ontology annotation, cellular component: cytoplasm; carbamoyl-phosphate synthase complex. NCBI's taxonomy places the organism in Eukaryota, Fungi, Ascomycota, Eurotiomycetes, Eurotiales, Aspergillaceae. The record is from RefSeq and is a predicted model, not a curated record. Gene Ontology annotation, biological process: L-glutamine metabolic process; L-arginine biosynthetic process; 'de novo' pyrimidine nucleobase biosynthetic process. Gene Ontology annotation, molecular function: carbamoyl-phosphate synthase (glutamine-hydrolyzing) activity. The transcript has a single exon. Bases 1 to 1350 code for a protein of 449 amino acids.
AUGUUCAUGAACAUUUUCAAAUCCAUGCCCGCUCGGGCUCAGGCUUUCGCCUCCGUGAAGCCCCAGGCCCGUUUCAUGGCCACUGUCCGCCAGCGUGCCCCCCUGGAGCCUGCCACCUUCACCAUCCGCGACGGCCCCAUGUUCACUGGUAAAUCUUUCGGUGCUCGUUCCAACAUCUCCGGAGAGGCCGUGUUCACUACUUCUCUGGUCGGCUACCCCGAGUCCUUGACCGACCCUUCCUACCGAGGCCAGAUCCUUGUCUUCACUCAGCCACUCAUCGGCAACUACGGUGUGCCUUCCGCGGAGAAGGAUCCCAACGGCCUUCUCAAGUACUUCGAGUCCCCCCACCUCCAGGCGGCUGGUGUCGUCGUUGCCGAUGUGGCUGAGCAGUACAGCCACUGGACCGCCGUCGAGAGCUUGGGUGAGUGGUGUGCGCGGGAAGGUGUUCCGGCCAUCUCGGGCGUUGAUACUCGUGCCAUUGUCACCUACCUUCGUGAGCAGGGUUCUUCCCUGGCCAAGAUCACUGUGGGUGAAGAGUAUGACGCCAACGAGGAUGAGGCCUUCACCGACCCCGAGCAGAUUCACCUGGUGCGUCAGGUCAGCACCAAGCAGCCCUUCCACAUCAGUGCGGCGGACCCUCACUCGCACGUCGCGGUCAUCGACUGCGGUGUGAAGGAGAACAUCCUGCGCAGUCUGGUCAACCGGGGCUCCAGUGUUACCGUCUUCCCCUUCGAUUACCCCAUUCACAAGGUGGCUCACCACUUUGACGGUGUCUUCAUCUCCAACGGUCCUGGUGACCCCACCCACUGCCAGGACACUGUCUUCAACCUGCAGCGCCUGAUGGAGACCUCCCAGGUCCCCAUCUUUGGUAUUUGCCUUGGCCACCAGCUGCUUGCUCUGGCUGCUGGUGCACGCACCAUCAAGCUCAAGUACGGCAACCGGGCCCACAACAUUCCCGCUUUGGAUCUGAGCACCGGUCGCUGCCACAUCACUAGCCAGAACCACGGUUAUGCUGUGGAUGCCUCCACCCUCCCUUCAGAGUGGAAGCCCUACUUUGUGAACCUGAACGAUCAGAGCAACGAGGGCAUGAUCCACAAGUCUCGUCCCAUCUUCAGCACUCAAUUCCAUCCCGAGGCCAAGGGCGGUCCCCUUGACUCCUCUUACCUCUUCGACAUCUACCUGGAGAGCGUGCAGAAGUAUAAGAAGAGCCAGGCUGGUCUCUACCCUCAGCGUGACAGCCGUCCCAGCCCCCUGUUGGUGGAUCUUCUGGGCAAUGAGCGCGUGGGUGUCCAACCCACCGUUGGUAUGCAGAACAUUGCUGCCGCUGCCGCUGCCGCCGCGGCUGCUUAG